Molecule: messenger RNA, 644 nt
Organism: Meloidogyne enterolobii
Lineage: Eukaryota; Metazoa; Nematoda; Chromadorea; Rhabditida; Meloidogynidae
Source: the annotation of a GenBank genome assembly
AUGGUGUGGGUGUAUGUCGUCGGUGGUGUGCUUUUUGUCGUUGCUCUGAUUGUUGCUGCAUCCAUCUGCUUUGUAGUUAAUAAAAAGAAGAUUGAUCCGCUGAAGAGUGUUAAAGUAGGAGACUCGACUGUAGCGAAGUCGAAAGUGGACGAGAAGACGAAGAUGAAAGAGAAGACGAAGGUGGACGAGAAAACGAAAAUGAAAGAGAAGACGAAGGUGGAUGAGAAAACGAAAAUGAAGGUGGACGAGAAAACGAAGACGAAGGAGAAGCCGAAGGCUGGCCAGCGCAAGUGACGGGAGGACUAUAAAAGAAGCAAAUGUGUUCAGGAUAGGAUAAACUAAUAAAUCAAAGAUGAGGGUGUUGAAGAGAGAAGUCAAAAUAAUUAUGUUUUUCUCUCAAAAAUAAAUAUUUAUCUAUAUCACCCUAAUAUACCUAUACUUGUCCAAAAGUGUUGUUAAUAUAUUUUUAUGUUUCCUCUAAAGAUCUAUGUUUGUAAUGUUUCUAUAGUUUGUUUGUAUUGUUGUUGUAAUUGUUAAAUAAAUUGUUGUGUUUGUAGAAAAACCGGGGGAAAAACAAACAUUGACAAAAAUCAGAAUAUUCUAAGAACAUUAAAAUCAGAAAAACUGAAAACACUUCAAAACAA